UUGGAUUUCCACUGGGCUUGAGUUCUUUCUUCUCCAUUCUUACUGUUCUUCUCCAUUUUCACUGUUCUUCUUCUUCUUCUCUCUUUACUCUUUCUCUCUCUUCUUUCUAGCUUCCAUUCUCCAUUAUAGCUGGGUUUUUAGAAGCAAAAAAGAAAAAGAGAGAAAAAAACCCAGAAAGUGAUUUUUUUUGGGGUUAAUAAGCAAUAAAAAGUGAUUUAGAGUGGGGAGAGAGUGAAAGGGAAUGCUUUUGUAGAUGUACAAUGUUUCAUUUCUUAAUAAGGAAAGAUGUUAGGAAGAUUCUCAAGCGCAAAGACAGUGAUGCCGGUGAAAGAGGAAGAGCUCUCGAAGACUUACGAGCCUCACUCUUCAAUGAGCUUCGCUCAUUGGAAGGUGCAAGACGCCAGCAGCAACGAUUAUGUGGUCCUGCUGCCGCUCUUACCUUCAAUUUUGUGGUUGCUGUUGGCAUUAUUUUCAUGAAUAAAUUGGUGCUUAAGAAUGUUGGAUUCCAGUUUCCUAUACUCCUCACAUUCAUUCAUUAUGUUGUAAGCUGGCUAUUGAUGGCAGUCCUAAAUGCAUUUUCUAUUCUCCCUGCCUCUCCCUCAAAGCCGACCCGUUCAUCUACUUUGUUUGCUCUUGGUUUUGUUAUGGCUCUGUCUACUGGCCUUGCUAAUGUUAGCUUAAAGUAUAAUAGCGUUGGUUUUUAUCAGAUGUCUAAGAUUGCAGUCACCCCAUCAAUUGUUCUGGCCGAAUUUUUGUUGUAUAAAAAGAAAGUUUCUUUCUCCAAGGUUCUAGCACUUACAGUAGUAUCUAUAGGUGUCGCUGUUGCGACGGUAACAGAUCUACAGUUCCAUCUUUUUGGCGCUUGUGUAGCAUUAGCAUGGAUAGUGCCGAGUGCGGUCAACAAGAUCCUCUGGUCCAGUUUACAACAGCAGGAGAACUGGACGGCUUUAGCGCUAAUGUGGAAGACAACACCAAUCACCUUGUUUUUCCUGGUUGCGUUAAUACCUUGGUUAGACCCGCCCGGUGUCCUCUCCUUUAAUUGGAACUUAAUUAACACAUCGGCGAUUGUCACGUCAGCCUUUCUUGGUUUCUUGCUUCAGUGGUCAGGCGCUUUGGCACUUGGGGCUACAUCUGCAGUCUCCCACGUUGUUCUUGGCCAGUUCAAAACGUGCGUCAUUCUUCUCGGAAACUAUUACCUCUUUGGUUCCAAUCCUGGCACAACAAGCAUCUGUGGCGCAUUUACAGCUAUUGCUGGUAUGACUGUCUACACUUACCUCAAUUUAAAGCAGCAGUCGACCAAAGCAUCGUCUCGACAAGCCUCUUCGCUGCCAAAGUCUAAGCUUAGUAAAGAAAACAGUGGUGCCCAUGAUGGGAACUACGGUAGAGAAUCUGUCUAAAACCAUUGUUUGGUCUCGGGCGUGAGAAAAUAAAAACUAAAAUCACUAACUUGGAGCAAUGUUUCACUUAAUUGUUUUUAGACUAAAAUUUUCUAAUCUAAUUAUGAAAUUAGUGCCCUAUAUAUUUGUGUCAAUACCACAAUGAAUUGAGCAUUGUAGAUUCUGUGGAGGGCCUAAGUUUUUAUUUUAUUAAUUGACACUGAAUUGAGCAUUGUACAUAUGAA
Messenger RNA from Morus notabilis, 1621 nucleotides. RefSeq lists its product as uncharacterized. The transcript has 7 exons. Gene Ontology annotation, cellular component: Golgi apparatus. Lineage: Eukaryota; Viridiplantae; Streptophyta; Magnoliopsida; Rosales; Moraceae. The record is from RefSeq and is a predicted model, not a curated record. Gene Ontology annotation, molecular function: antiporter activity; UDP-xylose transmembrane transporter activity. Bases 261 to 1397 code for a protein of 378 amino acids.